AUAUCUAGCAUAAAUAAGGCUUUUCCUCUCCAGGUCAACUUCCAUUCAUUCCAACUCAGAUCUUUCAACAGACUCAGCUAUCAAUCCCCUAAUCGAACAAACUCAUUUCACAAUGCAUCCUACAAUUCUUCUCGCGGCUCUGGUCGCCUUCGUUCCUGCUGCAUUCUCCGAGGAACUCAAUGCAGAUGAUGUACCUACUGCUUGCAAGACAAUCUGCCAGCCCAUCGUCAACCUCACCAACGCCUGCGACAUUGACCCCAAGGGUCCCGAGAAGCACAGCGACAGAAGACGAGACCUUGUUAUUCUUGAUCAUGAAGACGAAGAUGAGCCCAUCGAAGCGGCUUGUAUCUGUACGAAUAAGAGCUUCGAUGUCGAGGGCGUGAUGGGACUAUGCGCGAGCUGCAUGGCGCAGAACAGCAAGGACACAGAAGACAUUGAUAAAAUCAUGUCGCAAUGCUCCUUUUCAUCAACCUCUUAUGUGCGCGCAGCGACGAGUGUAGUCUCGGGCAUCGAGGUUAAGGCUACCAAACCGGCUGCAACAGUAACUCCUGUAGCUACAACCAGGGCUGCCGCGGCUACAGCGACCGAAACGGUUGGAAACAGCGCUGGGAAGGUCACGGGUUCUAUUAUGGCGGUAACUUGGGUUACUUUGAUGUUAUUGUCUAUCCUGUAGAUUUGCAGACUCUCUUUACCUCGAAAUCCAGCGUCAGACACC
This is a messenger RNA of Fusarium odoratissimum NRRL 54006, 715 nucleotides long. RefSeq lists its product as uncharacterized. The coding region runs from base 113 to 673 and encodes 186 amino acids. NCBI's taxonomy places the organism in Eukaryota, Fungi, Ascomycota, Sordariomycetes, Hypocreales, Nectriaceae. The record is from RefSeq and is a predicted model, not a curated record. The transcript is spliced from 2 exons.